AUGCUUCAAAUGAUUAAAUGCAUUUUAAUAACUUCAACAAUGUACAUCACAUAUGCAGAAAUGAUUUACCCCAUAUUAAAUAAAGCUUAUAAAACAUAAUGGGAAGAUAAUGUGUGGAUAAAUUGUGAGACCAAAUCUGAUAUUUAACCUAAAAAAUGUUAUGAAGGAGAAUUAGAUUGGUAAGAAUGCUAUGAAGUUCCAAAAGAGGGUAUUUGUUUAGCUAACUAUAUCACAACAACAUAAUAAGAUUUAUUGUAAUUUAAUAUCACUUUCAACACUUCAGCUAAUAAUAAUACUAAUCAAGGACAAAUAGUAGAAAUUGAAAUAAAUAAGAAUAGUUUAUAAUUGUAAUUACUAAAUUAUUCAAUAUUGGAAAAAGUAAAGAUUGAUUCAAAUAUUAUAAGCUUAAAGAUUUUAACCUCAAGUUUAGUAUUAUCUGAUUUAUCCAUAUAUACUCCUAAUCAUAUCACUCACUCUUAAAAUGAAUUAUCUGUUUGUUUAAAUGAAUAUUCUCUAUUCAAUUACAAAUGUAUACCUCAAAGUUGUUUUGAUUAAAUCUCAAAUAUAAACUCUGAUACUCACAUUAGUUCAAUAAGUUAAAUUGAAUAAAACACUACUAAUUUAUUAAUAAAAUCCACUUUUAAGAUUCCUUUAAUAGAAUGUUUGAUUCCAAAAAUUUAUUUAACUAAAUCUAUAGAAGAUAAUACAAUAACAACUAUUUUAUCAGAUGAAUAAGUUAAAUUAAAUGAGAAUGAUAACUCAAUUUUGGAAUAUUAUUUGACUCCAGAAUAAUUUUAGAAAUGCUAUCAUUUUGAAACUUAAUAAGCAAUAGUGUAUUAAUGUUUUAUUGGAGUUGCUAUUACAAUAAAUAAAAAACCUUAAUACUUAUUGAUGUUGAUUUCUCAAAUAGAAGUCUAAAAAUCAACAUAAACAUAUACAAAUUCUAUUUAGAUUUUUGAGAUGCCAACAUCAGAUACUGAAUCUACUAUAGUUGGACCCAUUAUUAUUUUUAGUAAUGCUUCAAAUUCCAUCAUUGAUACAAAGAAUAAUCUCAUCGAAACUACUUAAAAUAUUUUAGAUCCAAAUUAUCAAGAUUAUUAAAUAACUUUCUUAAAUGGAACAAUCACUUAAAAUUUAACAAUUAUACCUUUAAAAUUAGAAGAUGAAAGAUAAAAUGGAUCAAUAAAAGAACUAAUUCUAUCCUAUGAUAACAAUAAUUUUAACGAAAAUUAAAAUUAUAAUAUAUCUAUUAGUUCAUCUUUGACAUUAAAUUAAACAAGAAGAUUAUUAGGACAAAGAAAUAUUAUUCCACAAAUGUAAAUACAAAAUUCUUUUGAUGGAACUAAAGUAUCAUAAUCAACUGUGACUUUUAAUGUAAAUCAACAAUCAUCUCUUUAAGGAGGUUAUUUGGCUUUAAUUUUUAUUGCUGUUAUUCUAUGUUCAUUAUUUUUCAUAAUUGCAACAAUUGUACUAAUAGAAAAAGUAGAAAAUAAAUACUUCAAAAUAAAGUAAAAAGAAGAUAAAUAAAUUCCAACAGAACUAUAAUAAAAUUGA
This is a messenger RNA of Paramecium pentaurelia, 1554 nucleotides long. The record is from the annotation of a GenBank genome assembly. NCBI's taxonomy places the organism in Eukaryota, Ciliophora, Oligohymenophorea, Peniculida, Parameciidae.